UUUACCCAGAGAAUCUUAACCUAUGAAUGAUCCAGUACAUUUAGUUCAGCAGUAGCCAUCCAUUUCCUCAUUAUGAAAUACGCUAUAAGAGAUAACCGUUGCUUUUCUAAAAGCAAGAAGUAGCUAUACUAUAUUAUGCUCUCUCGCCGUCUGGUUAUUAGUUCAGAGAAGAAUAUGAGGGGGAGCUUGUCUUCUGUUACUCCAGCCUCCAGAAAACUAUCUUUAGUUUUCAUGGUCAUCUAUACAUUAUUGUUAUUUUUAAGCUCAUCCGGUUGCAAAGCUGUAUCUUCUUCUUCUUCUUCUUCUUGUGGUAAUAUUCAAAACAUAAGCUGUCCUUUUACUCUGAAAGGUGAUGAUCAGCAAUGUGAUUCUUCUUUCUUCACUCUGGAGCUGUCUUGCCUCAAAAAUCGUACCAUCUUAUAUUUACUUGAGGAUAAGAUUUUUUACGUUAAGAGUAUCGAUUAUGAUAAUCUUUUGGUUAGGAUUGUUGAUCCAGGCCUUGAAAAUAAUAACUCUUCUAUUAAAGAGGAUGACUUUCUGGCAUUAGACCAAGGCUAUAAGUUAAGGAAAGUUAAUCAGCCUAUUACAAUGAUGGAGUGUCCGUCUCCUGUAAUUUCUACCCGAUACAUCAAUAUCACUUCACCAAAUUCUUCAUUCUCUUCUUCAGUAUUGGGAAAAUAUUAUGUUUAUUCUUAUGCGUAUAUAGUGGUUGGAUAUGUAGACAUAACAGAAAUGGAGGACAAUUGCAGGAUUAGCAAGGUGGCCUGGGUCUCACGCCACUCGCCUUUUAGUAAAGUCAGUAAAGUCUUCUCUAAUUUUUCUGAAAUUCACGAUGCAUUGGUUUAUGGAUAUGAUAUCCCUUGGAGUUACUUCUACUGCUUGAAGUGCCAUGACGGAUGCGACACUUCUUCCCCAGAUCAUCAUCUUUGGGCUUGCAUAAGCUUUAGCACGCCGUGUAACCUCCCUGAUGGGAGCUCAUACCAUAUUACCCUUUUAUGCAUGCCUCAUAACUUACGCGUCACAGUUCAGAUACUAAAAAGCAACAACACCAAAAAAAUCAUUGGAAUGUUUCUUGCUGCAAGAUUUUCUUUGGGGUUACCGUUCUUGCUCGCUUUCUUGACUUAUAAAGCUAGGAGAAGGCAUUUAUCAAUGUACAACACCAUUGAGGAUUUUCUUCAAGCUCAAAACAACUUGAUGCCUAUAAGGUAUGCGUACUCAGACAUUAAGAAGAUCACCAAUAAUUUUGGAGAUAAACUCGGUGAAGGAGGUUUUGGCACUGUGUAUAAAGGAAAGCUUCGUAGCGGUCUUCUUGUAGCAGUAAAGAUACUGGGCAGGUCUAAGGCUACUGGGAAAGAAUUUAUUAAUGAAGUUGCUACAAGUGGAAGGAUUCAUCAUGUAAAUGUGGUGGAACUCCUUGGCUUUUGUUUCGAAGGUCCAAAACAUGCUCUAAUAUAUGAGUUCAUGCCUAAUGGAUCUUUAGAGAAAUACAUAUUUCGUAAUCAAGGAUCAGAGGAAGAAAUUGUUUCCCUGAGUUGGAAAAAGAUGUACGAAAUCUCCUGCAAGGUGGCAAGUGGAAUUGACUACCUACAUCGAGGUUGUGACAUCCAAAUCUUGCAUUUCGACAUCAAACCUCACAACAUUCUUCUUGACAAGAAUUUCAAUCCAAUCAUUUCCGAUUUUGGGCUAGCAAAAUCAUAUGCCACAAAUGAUAGCACCGUAACUCUCAAUGCAAGAGGAACAAUGGGUUACAUGGCUCCAGAGAUGUUUUACAAAAAUAUCGGUGGAAUUUCAUACAAAGCAGAUGUUUAUAGUUUUGGAAUGUUGCUCAUGGACAUGGCCGCUCAAAGGCAAAAUUUGAAUCCAAUUUUGGAUCACAUUAGCCAAAUUCACUUCCCCUCAUGGGUAUACGACCAAUUCAGUGAUGGAAAAGAGCUUGAGAUGAAAGAUGUUAACGAGGAAGAAAGAAAGUUGGUAAAGAAGAUGAUAAUCGUAGCAUUAUGGUGUAUACAAAUGAAGCCAAGCGAGCGUCCUUCAAUGUACAAAGCUAUCGAAAUGCUAGAAGGAGAUGUUGAAGAAUUGGUAAUGCCUCCUAAGCCUUUUCGUCAUCCACAAGAGGAUCCAGCUGAGAUCAACAACUCAAUUCAUACUGAGGAAUGAACGUAUUUCUUCAAGUUUGAUUUAUGAUUUUAUUAAAUCAAUCUCAUCUCUCAGGCUUUUCGUUAAUCGUGAAGCUUCACUACAUAAAAGACACUGCAAAGACUGUAAGACCAUGUUCGGUUUUUCAAGUACA
Molecule: messenger RNA, 2290 nt
Organism: Daucus carota subsp. sativus
Lineage: Eukaryota; Viridiplantae; Streptophyta; Magnoliopsida; Apiales; Apiaceae
Product: rust resistance kinase Lr10
Exons: 4
Coding region: 136-2157 (673 amino acids)
Biological process (GO): protein phosphorylation
Molecular function (GO): ATP binding; polysaccharide binding; protein kinase activity
Source: RefSeq, a predicted model, not a curated record